Molecule: messenger RNA, 3964 nt
Organism: Trichogramma pretiosum
Lineage: Eukaryota; Metazoa; Arthropoda; Insecta; Hymenoptera; Trichogrammatidae
Gene: Nbr
Product: exonuclease mut-7 homolog
Exons: 14
Coding region: 344-3157 (937 amino acids)
Biological process (GO): nucleobase-containing compound metabolic process
Molecular function (GO): 3'-5' exonuclease activity; nucleic acid binding
Source: RefSeq, a predicted model, not a curated record
UAGGUGUAAGCUCCUACGCCAGCAGACUUGAUACCGCAUUCCGGACUAAUAAUAUUUAUGUAACGAAACGCACUGGAAGGGCAAAGAAGUCGCAUAAAAAUAACAAUGGACACCUUAUCGAGAAAAUUGUAUUAGUGACACCCGGCAUUACACUUUUGAGCGUAUGCCAUUUCAGCAUUUGUGAUUUCCGAGACUUGGACGUUUAGAUUGUUUAACAAUCGACAGUUUCGGGACAACAUUUCGUUAGAUAAUUAACGAAUACCUUUGUUAUUUCUUUUAUCUGUGAUCGAAGAUCAAGUAACAAGUUCAAUCCAUUAGAUUAGAGAAAAUUUUAAUUACAAUAAUGGCUCGAGCAAUACCUGCUGGUUUAGAGGAUGAACCGUACUUCUCAAAAGAUGAACGUGAAUUAGAAGAAAUUGCUAGGCUUGAUGCAGCCAAUAAAUCAUGGAUGAAUUCUCUACAUCAUGUUUGGUCUCUGUGGAAAAAGAGUCCUGGUGUUGCUCGAACUUUGUGUGAAUACUUUGAAUCAGCUCCUAAUCCAUACUAUAGUGCAUUAAAAAUUUUAGUCAACACAAAUGAUUUUUAUAAAAUUAAACCAUCAAAUUCAUUGGCUUUAACUGUGAUGGAUGAGUUCAUGGAUUGGAUAAAACCAAUGAAAGAAAAAUAUAAGGAUUGUUUAGUAGUAGAACUUAAAAUUGCUGCUUAUAAAUUGGUUGCCAGGCAAAAGAAUGCCCAGCUUUUGAGAACAGUUUCAAAUGUGUAUGAAUUUGCUAACAGCAAAAAUUACUUUAUUCCAAUUACCAAAUUGUAUGUUAACGAUAAAAAAUAUAAGGAAGCAGGACAACUUGUGGAAUUGUGUCAGCUUCAAGAUGAAUUUUCUGAACCUGAAAUAUUAAUAUUGCCGUUAAUCUUACAAAAUAAAAAUUCUAUUGCUGAAGGAAUAAUGAAAAAUCACCCACAUCUUCAAAUGAAACUUGUAACAUUCCUUGACAAUAUGUUAGCUCCAGAUAAUAAUCCACAACAAAUCAUGGAUCGAUACAUAAUAGAUAAUAGUAUACCUGACGUACAGUUUUCAACUUACCAAAUAAAAUCGAUUGCCAGAUUAGUUGCACGUUUAGCAAAACAGUUUAAUCUUCCUCCAGAGGCAUGCCCAUAUUUACAUAAAAAAAGGGGGGAAGGAGCAGUUCAAUUUUUAGUUUAUAAACGAUAUGUUGAUUGUAGUUUGAGUGCUGACAGCUUCAGAGAAAUGGUCAAAGAAGCAAUUGGAGAUGAUACUAGAAUGCAAUUAAAUGUUGUAAUAACUCUUUCUGGUAAUGAUGUUCCUGAAGCAUAUAAUUUUGCAAAAUUUUACAAUAUACCAAAAUCUGAUUGGCCUCUACCCCUUACUAUCUAUGAAAAGGAUAAUCAAAAAACACAUACAGAUGACACUCGUCAAAUUUUCGAAGAGGAAUGUUGGGACGAAGAAGAUCGCACAAAUUACUAUAAUCUAUCUUUACCAAGAGAUAAAAUUCUUAUUGUUGACAAUAGAGAAGCUUUCAAAAACUUUCUUGGCAUUGGACUAUUUAAUGUAGAUAUUGUUGGUAUUGAUUCGGAAUGGAAACCUAGCUUCAGUAUAAAAAAACCGGAACUAGCUUUAAUUCAAAUAGCAACUCAAUCAAAUAUUUAUAUAUUAGAUGUAAUUAAAUUAGGACCUGGUAACCCAGACUUAUGGACAAAAUUGGGUACAAAUUUAUUAAACAACAAGGAUAUAUUAAAAUUAGGUUUUGGUAUUGCACAAGAUAUCAAUGUUAUUCAGGAAAAUUUACCUGCUUUAUCAAAUAUAAAAGUGUCCCAUGAUGGUUACAUGGAUUUAUCACAUUUGUGGAAAAGACUUUUAGAGGAGGACCAGUUUUCAUUUCCUUAUAAAGGAGACGAAAAUUUUACCAAUGAAAAUUUAAGUAAAUUGGUAGAAUUAUGUUUUGGUGCUAAGUUAAACAAAUCUAAUCAAUUUUCUAAUUGGGAAAGACGACCUUUGAGAGAAAAUCAAAUUAUAUAUGCUGCAUUAGAUGCUUACUGUUUAUUGGAAAUUUAUAAUACUUUAAAUCUACAAUGCAGACGUUUGGGAAUAAGUUUUCCAGAAGUAUGUAAUACUUUAUUCAAAUCUUCUCGAAAAUCGGCACAGCGAGAAAGAACCAAAAAGUCUAGGAAAAGUAACAACGCAUUUACGAAUCGUAACCCAUAUAAGAACUAUGGAGACAUCCUCCCUGAUCGAGCUGAGCAAAAUUUCAAAACCAUUAUCGAAAUUGAUCCACUUUCACGAAAAUUAAUAAAUGAAAAGGUUCGAAACAUGUAUGAAUGCAGUAAUUCAAAUAAUGUGCAGGAUUUCAAUCGCCACCAUUCGCCAGUGGAAGAAGCUACUUUUGAAGCCACUCUGCUUCACUCUCACGGAGAAAAAACAAGUAAUACAGAAGAUAAUCAAACAAGAACAAUUACAUCCAUAAGUUUUGUCUGUGAUUCAAUGUUUGGAGCACUUGCGAGACAACUCAGAAAGUGCGGAAUCGAUUGUUUUUAUAUUGCUAAUGAUACUGGAGGCGAGCAUAAUUUUAGAUUAGCUCUUGCAAAUAAAAGAGUUUUAUUAACAAGAAACGUAAAUUACAAAAAAUUUGCACAAUACUUGCCUUUUGGCCAUUGUUAUGAAGUGGUUGAACACAAACCAGUUGACCAACUUGUAGAAGUUUUGCAGCAUUUCAAAAUUAAAGUCAAAGAAUCAAAUAUUUUUAGUAGAUGUCAGGUGUGCAACACAAAUGAAUUCGUUUAUGUAUCAAAAAAUACUAUGUCCUUAUUAUUGCAACGUUUCCAAGCAAAAUCAGCCCAAAAGACCAACAGGGCUAAUAGUGAACCAGGAUUUUCCGGGGACAAUGCUGAUCAAAUAUGGAAUAACGACCAUCCCACACCCGAUCAAUUUAUUUGCCGUUCUUGGCGACUAUUUUUCAAUACCUUGAAUAUAUCCAAAUGUACGACGAAAUACAAUGUUAAUGUGCAAAUCGAUCAAGUUCCUCCAAAUGUUUUGCGUUAUGUUGAUAAAUUUUAUGUUUGUGAAGGCUGUGGAAAAGUUUACUGGUUUGGCUCUCAUAUGGAAAAAGCUUUAAACAGCUAUCUCGGAAAAAUUUUAACUUAAAUACUCUGUGAUAUUCAUUCAGAGCAUUACAUCUAUUUAUUAGUACAUGGUAUUCUUAAAUGUGCAAGUUAUUGAUAUAAAUGUAAUUUAAAUAAAAAUAUUUUAUUGAUAUAUUUAUAAUCAAAUACCACGAGCUCUAGCUUAAUACAUUUAAUAAUUUUCUGUACAAAUCAGUAUUAAUCAGCAAAUAUUGCUAUUCAUAUUCAAUAGUAAUGAACAAGAAAAAAGUAUCAUUUUUUUAAAAAUAAAACUUUGGGCUUAAAACAACUAUUUGGAUUAUCUAAUUAUCCAUUCAUUGAACUGUGUGAUUUUGUAAUAAAAUUGAUUAAUACUAUAAGGUACUGAGUAAAUGAAUGAAAGAUAAGAAUAUUUCUUACGUAAGUAAAUUAAAAUUUUAAACCAGUUCUUUAAAUUUUUUAAAUUAUUCAAUUUGAAAAAUUUAGGGUGAAAAAGUAACUAUGUUAGUGUUACGGACCCGUAUUUUCUUGCCCUACGGGUGCUACUGCCCAUGCACAAGCAGUGCCGAUCAGCUUAGCUGAUCGGGCACCCAUGAGCUUUGACUACCGAAAAACGGUGUACAAAGCUACGUGGCGCCAAACUAUAGGUUUGGCGCUGACGUUAAGCUCCGAAGGCGACUUUCGCAUCGUAGCGGCGCGUAAUGCAGCGUCGACUGACUUUUCGUUCGGUUGUUGCCUAGCAACGCCUUUUAUUGUUAAUUUGCUUUCCUUUUUCUUCUUUUCCCUUAGAUUUCAUUGUGCUUACAGAGAGCGACGAGGCAACACCAAAUAAAACAUUUUAUAAUUCAAA